GUGUGUGUAUCCAUGUUGCAUAGACGUAAUGUGUAUAUAGACAGAGUGAUGUAGCUCUUUAUUCCACCAGAUCUGAAAAAGUGACUUAACUCUCCACAUACAGAACAUCAAUUUGCCAAUUCCCAAUCAGACUCUUUCUCUUUGAUGAGAUUCACAACCAUCUAUCUUCCUUCAAAAUGAUAAAAGAACAAGCUGGUGGUGGUGGUGGCGGUGGGAGCAAGAAAAGCACUACAUCGGCUUCCAGCGCAACCACGUCAUCACAGCAACAAGAACAACAAGCAUCAGUAGCUGCUCUAAAGUGUCCAAGAUGCGAUUCACCAAACACAAAAUUCUGUUACUACAACAACUACAGCCUCACGCAGCCACGUCACUUCUGCAAAACUUGCCGAAGGUACUGGACCAAAGGCGGUGCCUUGAGGAACGUUCCCAUUGGCGGAGGCUGCCGUAAGAACAAGAAGCUCAAUAAGUCUUCAAGAUUACUCUCUUCUCCCUCAUCUGACUCCCCUGGAGUAGGAUCUUCUUCAGACCUUGCUGUUCUUGGUGGUGGCCUUAAGUUCCUCCAUGGUCUCGCUUCUUCAGUUCCCGUACCUCCUUCUCUUGAUUUUCNACCACCCUUCUUCUACCAUCUUCAACAACAACAACCACUUCGCUUCGUUGCUAUCAACAACUUCUUCUAACGCCUUCAACAUUGAUCCUAAUCAUUCUUCUGUCAUCGGUUUGAAUAAUUACGCGUUUUCCACGGGGUUAGGCGGUGGUGGUGGUUGUGCAAUCGAGGGGAUAAGCUCCGCCAUGAACGCUCAUCAUCAUGGUAGUAGUAACAUUGCUUCUUCUAUUGAGUCGUUGAGUUCUAUGAACCAGGACUUGCACUGGAAGCUACAACAGCAAAGGUUGGCCAUGCUUUUUGGCGGUGGUGGCAGCGGAGAUGAUGUCAACAAUAAUCAACAAAAAGACGUUGCUGGUGGCGGCGGCGGCGGCGAACUCGAGAAGCCGCAACCGAUUUUGUUUCAGAAUCUUGACAGUUCUUCAAUCAACAGAAAAGAAGAAAAUUCCGUAACUGCCCCAACUGAGUGGUUCUUUGGAAACUCUUAUCCCUCGGUGAAUCCUACACCAACCACAAGUACCGGCGGUGGCAGCGGCGGCGGCGGUGCCGCCGGCAAUGAUAACGGAAUGAAUUGGGUUGGUGUUGGUUGGGGUGACGUGCAGCAUCAAUACAGUGCUUUGCCCUAGCUAGCCAGCUCUUUGUUCAGAG
Messenger RNA from Arachis ipaensis, 1249 nucleotides. Its product is annotated as Dof-type zinc finger DNA-binding family protein. The record is from RefSeq and is a predicted model, not a curated record. NCBI's taxonomy places the organism in Eukaryota, Viridiplantae, Streptophyta, Magnoliopsida, Fabales, Fabaceae. Gene Ontology annotation, biological process: regulation of DNA-templated transcription. Gene Ontology annotation, molecular function: DNA binding; DNA-binding transcription factor activity.